Messenger RNA from Plodia interpunctella (Indianmeal moth), 5084 nucleotides. It is a transcript of the gene Uck, whose product is annotated as Uridine-cytidine kinase. Lineage: Eukaryota; Metazoa; Arthropoda; Insecta; Lepidoptera; Pyralidae. The coding region runs from base 25 to 924 and encodes 299 amino acids. Gene Ontology annotation, cellular component: cytoplasm. The transcript has 6 exons. Gene Ontology annotation, molecular function: ATP binding; ribosylnicotinamide kinase activity. The record is from RefSeq and is a predicted model, not a curated record.
CAAUGUCUAGUAGUCUAAAAACAAAUGUUAGCAAUUUUGCAGACAAAUCGUGGUGUAACUGCGUGCCACAAGAUUUUGCGUAAAUCAGUGCAGUGCAGAACCAUAACAACACAUAGUAUGGCAGAUAAAACGAUAGAUUACACGAAGAGUACUCUUGAGAGUAAGACACCGUUCCUAAUAGGCGUUGCAGGCGGCACGGCUAGUGGCAAGUCAACAGUAUGUCAACGCAUCAUGGAGAAGCUUGGGCAACAGCACAAAGAGCAGACAGAACGCCGAGUGGUGUGCGUCAGCCAGGACUCCUUCUACCGCACUCUCAGUCCGUCAGAAAGGCUCCGAGCUGAACGUGGUCAGUUCAACUUCGAUCACCCGGACGCGUUUGAUGACAAGAAGCUGUUAGCGGUGCUCAAAGAUAUCCUCGCUGGAAAAAAAGUUGAAGUUCCUGAAUAUGACUACAUCACAAAUUCUAUUCAUCCACACCGCUCACACACAAUCUACCCCGCAGAUGUGGUCCUGAUCGAGGGCAUCCUCGUGUUCUACUUCCCAGAGAUACGGGAGCGGUUCCACAUGAAGCUGUUUGUUGACACAGACUCUGACACCCGGCUAGCAAGGCGAGUGCCCCGCGACAUAAUGGAGCGUGGCCGAGACUUGGAACAGGUGUUGAACCAGUACAUGAACUUCGUGAAGCCGGCUUUCGAAGAAUUCUGUCUGCCGACUAAAAAGUUCGCAGACGUCAUCAUUCCACGAGGCGCUGACAACUUGGUGGCUAUAGACUUAAUCGUGCACCAUAUUUGGGACAUAAUGUAUAAGAAGAGAAGUUCGCCGGAGAAGAAUUUGACAAAUGGAGUGUGCAACGGAACGCACGAGGACGAAGCCACCAAUGGUAGGAGGAUGUCGGGCAGUUCCGAAGACACGCUGAGUCGAUAGUCUAUGGAAUUGAUUUGUGAUAUCAUCGUAAACUGACUGCAAUUGGUAAACUUAUCUCACUCUAAAAAAACCUACUUAAAUACUUAUUUUAUAACACACUAGCAGCUGACGCGUGCGUGUCUUGAAGUUUGGAGAUUUUAUCCAAUCUGUGUGCGCAGUGCGACUUUGCUAUUUACAUCUUACCGAGUCGACUCGCAGUGAGACGCAGCUAACCAAUCACAGUGCGCCGUUGUGACACGACGACAACCACACCACAAUAUGAUUGGUUCGCUCUCACUUCACUCUUCUCUCACUUCGAAUCAAUUCGACAGUGAGAAGUGAAAUUCAAACCCGCAGUUCGCCCUCUGUUCUUAAAACUGUGGACUGAAGGUGCAGUGACAGCAUCCUCAUUGAGUUUGAUCCAGUCUCGAAUCACUUGUCUCAUAGUAUUUUUUUUUACAGUUGUACGCCAAAUUUAAACCAGUCACUUAUUAUGUUGAGGUUGGUCCGUAGAAGUUUAAAACACAGGUUCCAAGCGAACCUGGGUUUUUACCUUAUACGGACCAAUGCGCGGCCGCAGCGGUCGGAACGCUCUGAACCAACCGCCGCCGUAUCUUAAUUGUGAGAAAACAUUCAUAAUAAAAUUGGGAUCACUCCAAAUUGUAUUAUAUAUUACUGUAACGUAACAAAAAUUACCUCCACUUUCACUAGCGCCAUCUAGCGGAGAAUAAAAACAUUGAAAUUUUAUACCGACGAAUGUAUAUCUAUCUCUUUUUAGCAUCAUGGUGAUAAAUAGAGAUAGAAUAACUUUUUUUGGUGUUCGCUAGUAAUGAAUCUAUUUUUAAAAAGUUUGUCUUUUCCCAUUGCGUCAGUUUUGCGAUUGACAUCAUGUCUAUGCCCCAGUGUCUAUGUCCAGACGAAAACGCUGCAGAUAUAUACAUAUUAUGUAUAGCGUACAUUGUAGUAUAUGCGAAUUUUAUACACGAUGUAUUUUCAUUGUCAUAAUUAAGUAUAUGUUUAAGUAUGUUUAGUAUUGUGCCGGAUACACACUAUCGCCGAAUCAGAUGCCAACGCGAAUCGACGUCGAAUUUGUGCGGGAGCUUUUAUUUACUGCAAUUAAAACAGCGACCAAUGUAUGCCAAACACGCCAAAGUUAGGUGAACUGUUUCGCGUCAAUGUAUAGCCGGCAUUAGAUCUUAGUACGAACCAUUUGGUUUUUUUUUUUUGGUGCGGCUGACGUUUCGCGUGAUGUUACAAUUAAGGCCCGUGCACACCUAAUUUAUUUGCAGCACUUUUGAAUGGUAACGCUUGUGUGUACACGUGCGUUAUAAUUCCAUGCAUAAAAUGAUCAAUAAUUUUAUUAAUUAAUUUGAUAUUAAUUUUGUUUUAAUCCUAAUUCCUAAUCCUAAUUUGAUAUUAAAUUUGUGUUUGUAACUAUGUAUUUUCCUGCCGGUUGAUCGGAAGAGAUGAUGAGGUCCAUUGGAUAACUCCGUCAUUGCUGCAGUGUUUUUUCUGUUUCUCGUGUGUUUUCUUAUCAUUAAAUUUGAAAUAAACAAUUUUGCGAUGCGCGUUCGGUGUGCACUAGCCUUUACCUGUCGUCGCCUUCAAGCUGACCGACCUGGUUUAAGUGUUAUUUUUUUAUUUUAACGCCCAAAGUACGAGAUUUAAGUAUAUUACGUUAUUUACAAAUUGAAUAUUGUAAUGAUGGAAAUAUUAUCGUACGAUUGGUCCACUGUGUAGUAGAUAAGUGACAUAUUUUUUGACUUCUUCGAUAAGGGAUGUUGACUGAUUCUGAAUUUAUUAAAUUGCACAACAAAAUAUGGAAAUAGUUUUAGUACUGUAUGGAAAAUUUAAAUCGAAAUGAAAGCCGGUAAAAUUCUGUGGAGUUAUUAGAUCUCAAAAACUUUACUAACAAAAUCUCAAGAAAUACACCCGAAAACUAAAUCAUUGUUGAUGCAAGCAAAUAUGUUUGGAAGCGAUAUUUUUGUGUAGACGAUUUUGUUGAAUGUUAACAUGUUUUUGUUGAUUGUGUAUCGAAUUUGAAUGUUUAAUUAACAUAUUUAAACUUGUAUCAGUGUUUGUAAGGCAUUCUCGUGUUGAAAUACACAGCACAGCAUUUCUAUCUUAUCAUAUCGAUUUCUGUGGGAUUUACAUUAUUUUGGCUUGGUAUAUAGGUUUUAUUUUUAUUCCAUUUGAUAAUGCAACUUCAUUGAUAGUGGAAGUGCAAUUCAGUUUCACAUGAACACUCAACAAUGAAAUACCAUUAGUGAACAGCUAUACUAUGUGUGAUUCCUAUUUUGUAUAUUAUUAGGUAAAAGCGUACCUAUUCUUUUAUUUUAAUGUUAAUAAGAUUUAGUUUCUUUAGGAAUAAGCAUUUUUGUCUAAGACUCUAAUUACACACGGAGAAAUUGUAAAUGUCUUUACGAAUGUUCGCAAUAUUAUGUGAAACAUGCUGAGAAAUAACAAAAGAUUUGAAAAAUAAUUACUUCGGUAAUUUAUCAAAGUGUGUCGCUUAUAAUUUCCCUGUGUGUAGCUUCUUAUUAUAAGGCUGACGAACCCAAGUACGUAGCGUAAGAUUUUGUAUUCAUAGACCGAGUUCCAGAGCGACAAAUUACACCUAUUUUUGACCAUUAGGGUUCCCGCUGCGUGACGCAAUGUCGCUCGUAUUCGGCCUGCCUAAAGCUGUGGUGGCUAAAUAGUAGGUUUGGAGCUCAACUUGCUUCUGCAAGACAGAUUCUAAUCUCAGUUGAGCUAACUCAGCAUAUAGUGUACAACCAUUGCCGUUAGAUGGCGUUAUGUCAUGUUUUUAGAUGCAAUUAAUAAAAUAUGACACCAAUAAUAACAGACGAUAAGAAAAAACUUUUUGAGUCACAUACAGUAAUUAAAUGGGACAGAAAUAGACGACUCGUUCAUCACUUUCGCACGUUAUAACGUUUCGGGUUAUAACAACGUGUCACGCAGCGGUCGCCCUUAAAACUAGUAGCACAAUAUUUUUGUAUAACAUUUAAUGCCUGUUGAAAUAUAUUUAAUCAAGAGUAUAAUAUAGUUUUUGCGUAUUUAUAUCACUUAUUUUGUUUAUAAUAUGUACAAGUCUGAGCAUUAUAUAUUUUGAACCCAUAAGCUUCCAAUUAUGCAUUUUCUAUAUACAUAAUAUAACGCACAAAAUAUUAUAGAACGUGUCAGCCAACCACAAACACGCUAGCCGCGUGAUCGUAACACGCCAUGCCAUAUUUCAUCUAUGAUGGCGUCGCAAGUAUAUAAAAUAAAUUACUAUGAAAAUUAUUUCCGAAUUUCCUUAAUAUUGUUAUAUAAAUUAGUUUAUUAUUUUUGAAGAUUUGACUUGAAUAUUGACACCUUUAAUUGCCAAUUGCGUAUUUAUAAUAGGUUGGUAUGCGAUCAUUUUAAUUCCAUUUGUAUAGUGAUCCUAGACUGAGUUCAUCGUAACGAAAGACUUUUAAAAUUGUCCUCAUGUCAAAUAUCAGUAGAAAAAGGUAGAACUCUCAUGAAAAGUUAUUUAUUUCUUGUCGAAAUUGAAAUUUUAUUUAUUCAUUUAUUUGAAUAAUACAAUUUGUUUAUAUGUGUCUGACAAAAUGACAAAACUAACGUAAUUGAAGUUUUUUUUUAUGUAAUUGAAAUUAUAGUUAUUUGCAUGUGAUAAAUCUAAUGGUUAAAUAAUUAUUAUUAAAAUUAGAACUAGGCAGAGUUAUUAGUACAUAUGAUUAUAUUUUCACAAAGAAUAUUGUUCUGAACCUCCUUGUAGAAAGGAGAUAAUAUGUAUUUUAAGUAUUGUAUGUCUUAUAAUUUGAAAUAUUACGAGCUAUUGAGGUAAUUUUGAUCUGGUAUACGAGUGGAGAAAGCCCCAACUACUACUGAUGUAUAUAAACAUAUGUAACUUUGUUAUUGUAUAUUUGCAUACGUACAAUAUAUUUACAUACCUAAGCUUUAAGUAGUAAUCAAUAUUUGUAGUCCAUUGUCCGUUCUAUAUUGUUUUCCGUUCUUUUGAUAUUGUGAUAACUACGUACUUGUAUGUGCUGUUUUUGAUUUUACAAAUAUUUGUUUUGCAAAAAAUCCAAACAAGAUUAAAAUUAUCGUUGCAUUUUGGAUACUAUAUGUUGUUUUAUGUACUCUCCUAUAAGCAACUUGUGUAUAAUUUAUUAAGAGAAUAAAGUGUUAGCAUCCUU